CAAAAAAGAGAAUAUCUUCUGUGAGAGAAGAGCGAAAAGGGAAUAGAUUGGAAUAAUGAUAAAAUACGUUAGUAUAUGGAGGAAGAAAUUAAAUCUUAAGAACGAUAUACUUUGCCAAGCUUGUAUUGAUAAUUCGCAGAAGAAUUUAAGAACUUAUCAGGAAAAAUGUGGUAAGGUUUUAAAGAAGAUAAAUCUAGAUAGUGGAGACUCUUUCUAUCAGAAGAAAAGGCAUAUCUAUUAUUAUUGGGUAAGGGAAGAUCUGAUAUUCAUGCUAUAUAUUGAUCCUAAUACGGAUAAAAAGGGAGCAAUAACGUUUCUGACAAAUGUCUAUAAUGAGUUUAUUAGAAGAAAUCUCAAUGAUAAAGUCAUCUAUCUCAAUCCAAAGAAUAGAAAUAGUAUGGAUUUUCAAACUUAUCUAACGAAUGAAUUGAUUCAAGCCGGAGACAAUCCUUUUUAUAGUCAACCACAAAAUAUUCCACUAAUACCCAUUCAAUCGAAUAAAGGCAGUUUAUGUCCUAUUAAUGAACAUUCAAUUGAAUUAAACGAAACAAAGAUUGACAUUUGCGAGGAUCCGAAAGAUUGCCAAUUGGAUUUAGAGGAAAGUGAUAAAGAAAAUAUGAUAAUUAAGCCUAAUAGAAUCGUUAACUAUGCCCUUAUUGCAAUGACAAUACUACAAAAAUACAUAGAUAAGAAGUUGUAUAUAUAGGCGAUUUCAAAAAGAAAUAACAAUUUGAAGAUUGCUCUUUUCAAAAAGAAGAAAAAAAGAUGAAAUUUGCUAUAUUGGUUCUAUUUUUCUUGUCUGUUUCUCUCUUUGCCUUCUCUAAAGGACAAAUAACUUGCUUUUCUUGUACUUCUGUUUUAAAUCCAAAUUGUGGUAAUCCGUUUAAACCUGAUAAUAUUUCUACUUGUAUAACAUAUGGAGAAUGCUUUAAAACAGUUGCUGGAACAAUUUUUAUGAGAGGUUGUUCACCUAUUGCCACCUCUAGUGGUUGUACGACAGCCGACUCAGUUGCCGCCUGCUUCUGCAAUAAAAACAAAUGUAAUUCAUCCUCAAAUCUAAAGCCAAUUUUAAAAACUUUUGGAAUUGUAUUUACGAUUUUUGCACUUUUGAUAUAAAUUGAUUUUUAUACGAAUAAAAACAUUUUGAACACUAUUAA
This is a messenger RNA of Dimorphilus gyrociliatus, 1157 nucleotides long. NCBI's taxonomy places the organism in Eukaryota, Metazoa, Annelida, Polychaeta, Dinophilidae. The record is from the annotation of a GenBank genome assembly.